Encephalitozoon intestinalis ATCC 50506 is the source of this 830-nucleotide messenger RNA. RefSeq lists its product as uncharacterized. Lineage: Eukaryota; Fungi; Microsporidia; Unikaryonidae. The transcript has a single exon. The record is from RefSeq and is a predicted model, not a curated record. The annotation marks the transcript as partial.
AUGAAUCAUAUCAACCGUAUCCGAGAUAUACUCAUCAACCUUGAUUCACAAAGCUCUCUUCAUGAAGAAACAGUUGCAGAAUGUGCAUUGGUAUAUUAUUAUAAUGCUGUAAGUAAGUUUCUGAAUGGAAUCCUCUUCUAUGAGGAGAAGUUAAAUGAAGUCUUGGAGUCUUUGAACAACAAGCUCAAUUCACAGAGUGAAAAGGGAAUUAACGCGGUCAAAGAAACUCUGGACACACUUCGUAGGCUUAAGGAGACAAUACAACCUAAAAUCGAAUGUCCUUUUAACCAACUUUCUCAUCCUCCAGAACUAACAAAUAUUGAAAUCCUCGAGUACAACUUCAAAACUUUUGAAGAGUACUUCAAAGCAAUCGAUAGAAUGGUUUCUUCGGAAGGACAGAUUCCAUUUGAAGAGUUCAAGGAUGCACUCAGGAAUGUCUUGCCAUAUGUCGAUUAUCCACUGACCCACAGUACAGGAUCCCAUUCUAUUGUUCUCAAAAACGUAUUUCUUCAACUCUUGGGGGAGUAUAAUGUCUCUGCUGUAUUUGAAAAUACCUGUCUCAAUAAGUAUUAUGAAAACUUAAGAAUAAUAGGAAGAAAAGUUCUCCAGAAGCAUUUUGAAUCUCUCAUAAAAAGUCUUGUCUCAGAAAACUGGAAAAACGAAAUAGAAAAGGAACUAAGUGCUUUGGAAAGGGAGGUAUCCCUGGCGUAUAAACAUCAAAGGAAAAGAAUAGAACAAGGAAUCCAAGAUGCUCGAGCUGUCUUAAACUCCCUUUCUCAGGAUGUAACCGAACUUCAGGAUGAAUAUGAGAGAAUUUUUGGCCUUCUUAU